AAAUUUAGAGGACGUUGUUACGUGUAUGCUUAUGAGCAACAGAUAAGGCAGUGUGACACACAAAAAAAAACCCACUAUGAAUCUAGUCUAGUAUGAAACUAGGAUGUCGUGAAGAACAUGAAAUUAGAGAAAUUGUAAUGCAAAAAUUUUUGAAUGAUAAUUUUAGUUUUUUAAAGAAUAAUUUGAAUUGCAAAUUAAGGAUAGUGUACCUAAGCUACGUGUUGGUGUUUGUGUUGACCCGACCGAAAUGGAAAGAGAGAGAACAUGAAAUGAAAUUUUGAUAAUAUUGAUUGAAUAGAAAAGAGAAGAAAACAUGAUGGUAUUACUAACUCUGAGUCUCAAUACAACAACCUUAUUAUUCCCUCGUUUCUUUUCUCAUUCUCACUCUCUUCUCCUACGACGCUGCGCCACAACAACAAGAAGGAAAUUCCAUUUAUACCCUCGCCGCAGUCGUACUGUUGCAUGCUGCAGACUGAUGGAUUCGCCAGAGGAUGGAUUGUCGGCACCGCUGUUAGACUCUGUUACUCAAGAUUUUAAGAAUCAAACCCUUCUCAUCAGCCCUAAUAAUAAUAAGAAGAAGAGCCUCGAAGAUCUCAAUUGGGAUAAUUCCUUUGUCAGAGAAUUACCCUCUGAUCCCAGAACCGAUCCCUUUCCCCGAGAGGUGUUGCAUGCUUGUUAUACAAAAGUAUCUCCAUCAGUUCAAGUAGAUGAUCCUCAACUCGUUAUAUGGUCUCAAUCUGUUGCCGACCUACUUGACUUGGACAAUAAAGAAUUUGAAAGGCCAGAUUUUCCCCUUUUCUUCUCUGGUGCAACACCUUUGGUUGGAGCGUUGCCUUAUGCUCAGUGCUACGGUGGACAUCAAUUUGGUAUGUGGGCUGGCCAGUUGGGUGAUGGCAGGGCAAUUACUCUUGGGGAGAUACUCAAUUCAAACUCUCAAAGGUGGGAACUGCAGCUUAAAGGUGCCGGGAAGACUCCUUACAGUCGUUUUGCUGAUGGCCUUGCUGUGCUCCGUAGCAGCAUCAGGGAGUUCCUUUGCAGUGAAGCUAUGCAUCACCUGGGGAUACCAACAACCCGUGCUCUUUGUCUUGUUAACACUGGAAAGUUGGUCACUCGAGACAUGUUCUACGAUGGCAAUCCAAAGGAAGAACAGGGUGCAAUCGUCUGCAGAGUUGCUCAAUCUUUCCUACGUUUUGGUUCAUACCAAAUACAUGCCUCCAGAGGUAAUGAGGACCUGGAAAUUGUUCGUGUUUUGGCAGACUAUGCUAUUAAGCACCACUUUCCUCAUAUCGAAAACAUGAGUAAGAGUGAAAGCUUAUCUUUCAGCACUGGCGAUGAAGAUCAUUCUGUCGUGGAUCUUACAUCAAACAAGUAUGCAGCAUGGGCAGUGGAGAUUGCUGAGCGCACUGCUUCCACGAUUGCUAGAUGGCAGGGGGUUGGUUUCACUCAUGGUGUGAUGAAUACGGAUAACAUGAGCAUUUUGGGUCUUACUAUUGAUUAUGGUCCAUUUGGGUUUUUAGAUGCUUUUGAUCCUAAAUUUACCCCAAAUACCACAGACCUUCCAGGUAGAAGGUACUGCUUUGCAAACCAGCCUGACAUUGGUCUAUGGAAUCUUGCACAGUUUACCUCAACACUGGCAUCUGCUCAUUUAAUAAAUGAGAAAGAGGCUGACUAUGCUUUGGAAAGAUAUGGAACCAGAUUUAUGGAUGAUUAUCAAGAUAUAAUGACCAAAAAGCUUGGCCUCCCUAAGUAUAAUAAACAGCUGAUUGGCAAACUUCUUACUAAUAUGGCUGUUGACAAAGUUGAUUAUACAAACUUCUUUCGUACACUCUCAAAUAUUAAAGCGGACACAAGCAUUCCAGAUGAUGAAUUGUUAGUGCCACUAAAGUCAGUGCUGUUAGAUAUUGGUAAAGAGCGUAAAGAAGCAUGGACAAGUUGGUUGAAAACCUAUAUACACGAGCUCUCUACCAGUGAAAUUUCUGAUGAUCAGAGGAAGACCUUGAUGGAUAUGGUAAAUCCUAAAUACAUUCUCAGGAACUAUCUCUGCCAGACUGCAAUUGAUGCUGCAGAAAUCGGUGAUUUUGGAGAAGUUCGUAGACUACUCAAAUUAGUGGAACAUCCUUUUGAUGAGCAACCAGGAAUGGAAAAGUAUGCUCGCUUACCCCCAGCAUGGGCAUAUCGACCAGGUGUAUGCAUGCUUUCUUGUUCCUCGUGAGUUGCCUGCUUAGGUAGGCAUGUUCCAAAUAGCAGCAGAAAUAGGAGAGAAGGAUUUUAAAAAGUUGAAAACACAAAAACUAGGAAUUAAACAAAACAAAAAAUAGUGUGUAUUUGUAUUGUACUAGUAUUUUUAUUUAUUUUUAUUUUUUGUCAAAAAUAUUGUACUAGUAUAGAUGAGUUGGAAAAUGAUACUGGAAGAAACAUCUCCAGUUAGACACAAAAUUGGAUGCACUUUAUAUAAAGUUAUGUUACAAUUAUUCAUUUUAUUUAA
This is a messenger RNA of Trifolium pratense (red clover), 2485 nucleotides long. RefSeq names its product protein adenylyltransferase SelO. Lineage: Eukaryota; Viridiplantae; Streptophyta; Magnoliopsida; Fabales; Fabaceae. Bases 314 to 2212 code for a protein of 632 amino acids. The transcript is spliced from 8 exons. The record is from RefSeq and is a predicted model, not a curated record.